Molecule: messenger RNA, 669 nt
Organism: Phialemonium atrogriseum
Lineage: Eukaryota; Fungi; Ascomycota; Sordariomycetes; Cephalothecales; Cephalothecaceae
Exons: 4
Coding region: 172-669 (165 amino acids)
Source: RefSeq, a predicted model, not a curated record
AUUGACAUUUUGAACUGGAUUGUAAUGAGGGAUCAACAUAUAAGGUCCCUUAUCCCAGUUGAGAAACACAACACUGCCCACAAGGCUAUUCCAGAUCUCAGCAGCCUUUUCUUCUAACCCCUGAUCCAUCUACGCUAACAUUAUCGUGCUUGAAACCCGCACCCACGCACCAUGCGUACCUCUAUUCUAUCUUUUCUCCUUAUCCCCCUUGUGGCGGCCCUGCCUUCCCAGGCCACGCCGCGGGAUCUCACCGAGGCAGAGCUUCUCGAGAAGCGCAACACAAACGAAGGCGUCUACCUGAGCAACUGCUGGUUCUACUCUCUCGGCGACUGGGCCUCGGAGAUGGAAUACUACAGCAACGCCAGGUCGGGCUCCCAACACGGCGAACUGCCCAACGACACCACCACCCUGAGCUCCACGUCGCGCGUCACCUGGGAGGGGGUCCAGCGCUGCGGGUACUACUCCUCCUCGGGCGUGACGUUCUGCUCGCAGAUCGCAUCGAACGCUGCCAGUCUUGUGACUGGCCAGUACGCCGGUCCCGGUUGGAACAACGCUCACGGCUUCGACUGCUACAAGGACAACGGCCGCGUCCUGUUCAGGACCAGCAGUGGCAACUUCAACCAGAAUGAAGAGUGCUACUCCAUCUACUAUUGCUUCUCUCAAGCUUGA